This is a messenger RNA of Lates calcarifer (barramundi perch), 6368 nucleotides long. It is a transcript of the gene lamb1b, whose product is annotated as laminin, beta 1b. Gene Ontology annotation, cellular component: laminin trimer. Gene Ontology annotation, molecular function: integrin binding; extracellular matrix structural constituent. Lineage: Eukaryota; Metazoa; Chordata; Actinopteri; Centropomidae. The record is from RefSeq and is a predicted model, not a curated record. Gene Ontology annotation, biological process: basement membrane assembly; cell migration; substrate adhesion-dependent cell spreading.
UACACACUGUCAUUCUACAUUUAAGACUCUUCUGUCUGAAUCAAGUCAUUGUUUGUCAUUGAGGUCAUGGGAAAGCAGAGAAAUGUGCAGCCUUAAGAGUUGUUUAACAUAAAGACAAAUAAAACAGUUUGUUGUGUACUUAUUGUUCAUAUCAUUAAAACAUUAAUGCUUCCAUUUUGCUCAGUUGUCACAACAGUUUUAGUACAGUGGCCCUGAAGGUCAAAACACAACAUUUCAGAAAACAUGCACACAGAAGGCUUAGUUUAAAGCGGCGCUGCCAGCAGAGGGUGCGCUCGUUUACUAGGGUGAACUGUGGCGGCGCGCUGUUGACAGCAGGGUGGAGUUGGCUGGUUGGUUGGUGGGAUGCGGACUUUUCAACAGGACAACUCCCUCUGCCUCUGACUUUACACUUCAUACACUCAUCAAAAACACACGCUGCGCUGCUGUUGGACCCUUAUGUCAGAGCUCCGCAGUCGGAGAUGUCGCUCGUAAUCCACUUUCUAACAACUUUGGCCCUGUGCUGGUGUCCUGUCAGGGCGCUGGUCCCGGAGUUUGCGGACGUUUGCACCGAAGGCAGCUGCUACCCCGCCACAGGUGACCUGCUGAUCGGCCGGGCGCACAAGCUCACCGCCUCCUCCACCUGCGGCCUGAAGCAGCCGGAGCGCUUCUGCAUCGUCGGACAUCUGGAGGAGGAGAAGAAAUGUUUCGCGUGCGACUCCAAGCAGAUGUACGACGAGGACGUCAACCCUGUCAGCCACACCAUUGAGAACGUGGUCACCACCUUCGCCCCCAACCGCCUCAAAACCUGGUGGCAGUCGGAGAACGGUGUGGAAAAUGUGACCAUCCAGCUGGAUCUGGAGGCUGAGUUUCACUUCACGCACCUUAUCAUGACCUUCAAGACGUUUCGUCCGGCUGCCAUGGUGAUCGAGCGGUCCAUGGACUUUGGGAAGACUUGGCAGGUUUACCGUUACUUCGCCUACGACUGUGAGUCCUCGUUCCCCGGUGUGUCCACCGGGCCCAUGGUCAGAGUGGAUGACAUCAUCUGUGACGCACGUUACUCAGACAUCGAACCGUCCACCGAGGGAGAGGUGAUAUUACGGGUGCUGGAUCCAGCCUUCAAGAUCGAGGACCCCUACAGCCCGAGGAUACAGAACAUGUUGAAAAUCACUAACCUCCGGGUGAAGUUCAUCAAACUCCACACUCUGGGCGACAACCUGCUCGACUCCCGCGAUGAGGUGACGGAGAAGUACUACUACGCCCUCUACGACAUGGUUGUCCGUGGAAACUGCUUCUGCUACGGUCACGCCUCUGAGUGCGCCCCAAUCGAUGGAGCCCCAAUAGGAGCUGAGGGCAUGGUCCAUGGCCGCUGUGUGUGUAACCACAACACUGAGGGACUGAACUGUGAGCGCUGCCAAGACUUUUACCAUGAUUUACCCUGGAGACCUGCAGAGGGGCGAAACACCCAUGCCUGCAAGAGGUGCGAGUGUAACCAUCACUCCACCUCGUGUCACUUCGACUUGGCCAUGUACAUGACGACCGGCAACGUGAGUGGGGGCGUGUGCGACGACUGUCAACACAACACGGUGGGCCGACAGUGCGAGCAGUGCGCGCCUUUCUUCUAUCAGCACCCCAACAGAGACCUGAGGGACCCUAACGUCUGUGAACCGUGUAACUGUGACCCGGCCGGGUCUCUGCAGGGCGGACUGUGCGACUCACGAACUGAUGUGGCGGCUGGGCUGAUCUCAGGCCAGUGUCGGUGCAAAGCCUAUGUGGAGGGCGAGCGCUGCGACCACUGCAGACAGGGACACUAUGGGCUGGGACAGGGGCCUCAGGGCUGCCUGCCUUGUACCUGUAACCUGCUGGGGACUCUGCCGGGAGGAAACUCCUGCGAUUCAAUCUCAGGAAGGUGCUUCUGCAAACGGCUCGUCGACGGACACAACUGCGAUCAGUGUCUGCCGCAGCACUGGGGUCUGUCCAAUGACAUGGACGGCUGCAGACCAUGUGACUGUGACCAGGGUGGGGCUGUUAACAAUAACUGUGACCCUCACUCUGGGCAGUGUGUGUGCAGGGAGCACAUGUUCGGACGGCGCUGCGAUCAGGUCGAGUCCGGCUUCUACUUCAUCGCUCUGGAUCACUACACCUAUGAGGCCGAGGACGCCAAGCACGGACCCGGUGUGACGGUGGUGCAAAGGCCUUAUCCUCAGGAUCGUAGUCCCACGUGGACCGGUAUGGGUUUCGUUAAUGUGCCAGAAGGAGCCUACUUAGAGUUCAACAUCAACAACAUCCCAGAGUCCAUGGACUAUGACAUCCUGAUUCGCUAUGAACCACAGCUGCCAGAGCAGUGGGAGCAGGUGAACGUUAGGGUGCAGCGUCCUGUCUACACCCCUCCAGCCUUCUCCGGUCACUGCAGCAACUCCAUCCAGAGUGGAGACGAGCAGUCCAUCUCUCUUCCACCUGGAUCCAGACACGUGCUGCUGGUGAGGCCGGUGUGUUUUGAGAAAGGCCUGAACUACACGGUCCGUCUCAGUCUGCCGCUCUAUUCGUCCUUCAGCGACGUCCAGAGCCCAUACACACUCAUCGACUCCUUGGUGCUGAUGCCCCGGGUCGUCGAGCUGGACAUGUUCAAUGGGGUCGAUGGUGAAGGAGCGUGGGAUACAUUCCAGCGCUACCGAUGUCUGGAGAGCAGCCAGAGCGUCGUCAAAAGCCCCAUGACCGACAUCUGCAACGACUACAUCUUCAGUGUGUCUGCUCUGCUGCACAAAGGAGCCAUGGCAUGCCAGUGUGACCCUCAGGGUUCGCUCAGUGGUGUGUGCGAGGCCAGCGGAGGUCAGUGUCGGUGUCGACACAACGUUGUCGGCAGGAACUGUGACCAUUGUGCCCCGGCUACGUUCCUGUUCAGCCCCGCCGGCUGCAGACCUUGUGACUGUGACCUUCGGGGCUCGGUCAGCGCCUUCUGCCACGAGGCGACCGGCCAGUGUAACUGCGUCUCCGGGGCCUCGGGUCGUCAGUGUUCCCACUGCCUACCGGGCUUCUGGGGCUUCCCUCAGUGCCGACCCUGCCACUGUAACGGCCACAGCGAGUACUGCCACCCUCAGACCGGAGAGUGUCAGGGCUGCAGAGACUUCACCACCGGACACAACUGUGAGAGGUGUUUGGCUGGUUACCAUGGUAACCCGGAGCUGGGUUCAGGUAGCCACUGUCGCCCCUGUAUGUGCCCUGACGGACCCCGCAGUGGACGCCAGUUUGCUGACAGCUGUUACCUGCUGGAUUACUCUAACCAGCUGGUGUGUGUGUGCAGCCCGGGCUACAAAGGUGCCAGGUGUGACGAGUGUGCCCCCGGUUACUUUGGGAACCCUCUGGUGCCCGGUGGCCGCUGCUUGCCCUGCCAGUGUAACAACAACAUUGACAUGCACGACCCAGGGUCCUGCGACGCCCGCACAGGUGCCUGUCUCAAAUGCCUGCACCACACCGAGGGCUACGGGUGCCAGCACUGCAAACCAGGUUACUACGGCAGGGCUGCCACACAGAGCUGCAGGAAGUGCAUGUGUUACUCUGUGGGCACGGUAUCUCGGGUCUGCUCCUCCCCCGACGAGUGUCAGUGUGAUCAGCUCACUGGUCAGUGUCCCUGCCAACCAAACGUGGUUGGUCAGAACUGCGACCGCUGCGCCCCCGACACGUGGAACAUUGCCAGCGGAACGGGCUGCCAGCACUGCGACUGCGACCCCGUCCACUCCUUUGGCUCCUCCUGCGACGAGGUCACAGGACAGUGUUCGUGCAAACCUGGUUUUGGUGGCAGGACGUGUCGAGAGUGCCGAGAGCUUUUCUGGGGGAAUCCAGAGGUUAAAUGUCACGCUUGCGACUGCGACCCUCGGGUUUCCAGCCAGCAGUGCCACCGCGCCACAGGCCAGUGCACCUGCGUGGAGGGCGUCUCCGGCCAACGCUGCGACAAGUGCGCCAGGGGCUACCAGGGGGAGUUCCCCGUCUGCAAACCCUGCCACCAGUGCUUCGCCAUCUGGGACACGGUGGUCGGCGAGCUGACCAAUCAGACCCGACGUCUGGAGACCCAAGUGACGGAGCUCCAGACCAGCGGGGUGACGGCGCCGUACAAGGAGCUGAUCGGCAGCCUGGAGAGAAACGUCAAGGCCGUGAGAGAGAUAGUGGAGAGCAACCCUGCAGCAGUGAAGCUGGAGCAGAUACAGGAGCUGAUGCACCAGAUCAUUGGUUUGAUGUCCUACCUAAACGGAAAGCUGAACACGACAGAGGAGACAUUGAACCAGCUCCACGAUGACGCCAACGCCACCGAUGUCAACUUGGACGCACUGAUGGAUGAGGCCAACCAGCUGGAGCUGAGGGUCCAGGAGGUGAGACAGCAGGUGUACGAUGCCAAGAACGCCAACAUCCAGGGUGCCAUGGACACCAUUGCAUCAGCACACAUGAAGUCUACAAUGGCGGAGAUCAAGGCCAACGCCUCCACCACUGAUCCAGGGAACACAGUGGAGCAGUCUGCCACAGUACGGAAAGCCACUGAGGACAAACUGAGCAGCGGUCAGAAGGAGUUCGACCGCAAGCACCAGAGGAACACGCAGAAGCUGGACAAACUGUCCAACGAGCUGGAUAACUUUGACCUGUCACCUCUGAGCGAGAAGACGUGCGGUGGUGCAGCCGAAGGCGACGCCUGCUCUAGCUCGUCCUGCGGCGGGCUGGGCUGCGUCGGCGAAGACGGAGCUCCUCUGUGUGGAGGAGAAGGAUGCGAAGGCCUCGUCACCACCUCCCAGACUGCUCUCAAAUCAGCCAAGGAUCUGGACCAGGAGAUCCUAGCUGCUAUGCAGGAGGUGGACAAGCUCUCCAGGAUGGUGUGGGAAGCCAGCAUCCGCGCGAAUGAAGCCAAGGCGAACGCUCAGGAGGUGCUGGUCAAAUCCAACCGGAGCAAAGAGAGGGUGGAGCAGAGCAACGAGCAGCUCCGCAACCUCAUCAAAGAGAUACGAGACCUCCUCACCAAUGACAAGGCAGAUGUUUCAGUGAUCGAGAAGGUGGCCAAUGAGGUGCUGGCGCUGGAGAUGCCGACCUCGUCUGAGAAGCUGCAGGAGCUGACGAAGGAGAUCAGGGAGAAGGUCAGCACUCUGACCAGCGUGGAGACCAUCCUGAACCAGAGUGCCGAGGACAUCCAGGCUGCCGAGACGCUGCUGAAGGAGGCCAAGGCCGCCAGCGAGCAGGCGUCUAACAUGAAGCAGACAGCAGACGUAGUGAAGGCAGCUCUGGAUGAGACUGAGCGUGCUCAGAGCAUCGCCAUGGACGCCAUCAAGCUGGCCCAGAACAACACUAAAGGCACUUUGGACCUGGUGAUCUCUGUGGAGUCGGAGACGGCCAAGUCAGAGCUGAAGCUCGGUAACACCACGGGUCGUCUGGUUCAGCUGGAGAGGGAGGUAGGCCUACUGAGACAGAACAACCUGGAGGUGAACCGGCUGGCGGAGACGGCCGACUGGAUCACCGACCAGGCCAGAAAGGACGCAGAGGAGGCGCAGCAGGAAUUUGACAUGGAGGUGAAAGAUAAAUUCGAGGAGGUGGAGGACCUGGUGGAGGAUAAAGGGGAGUCGGUGCUGCAGGCGAGGAGGAGAGCAGAUGAACUGCAGCAGGAGGCCAAAGAGCUGCUUGCCCAGAGCAGCAGCAAGCUGCAGAGACUCGGAGAGUUGGAGCGCUCCUACGAGGCCAACCAGCAAAUCCUGGAGGCCAAAGCUGCGGAGCUGGCCGAGCUGGAGCAAGCUGUCCGCCGGGUCCUGGAGGAGAUCAGUCACAAAGUGACUCUGUACAGCACCUGUCAGUGAUGAUCACCUGGACGGACGCUGCAGCUCCUCAAACUCUUUUACUGUUCUCAAGUGUACUGGCUGGGAUUUUAAUAGCAUCAAAUGUUUGGAAAGUAUUUAAACAAACUGCUCCCAGAUGAUUCCCUGAGUAUUUCAUAACUGUUAGGACCAAACACUGUUAAAGAUGCUUGACACUGUCGGUGCCAAAAGUUUUGAUUGUGUGUGAGCCAGCAACUUAACACCUGGGUAAAUUAGACAGCUGUGCCAAGAAGUAUUUUAACAAUGGAAACAAGCUUAAAGCUGCCAAAGACCAGUAAAGUAUUAAAGUCCCAAAGGAAACCACUGAAAGCCAACGUGACCUCAGUGCUAGAAACUAGAGAAUAUAGAACAAUUUAGCCGUGUAAGCUACGACAAUCUGUGUAUUUAAAUAUAUGACUGAACAUAUUUGAUAGUAAUAUUAAAAGUUUUAUAUAAACCCAAAGAAAUGCAACAUUGUCUGGACCAAAAGGCAUUUGUGGAAAAGUGCUAUGACCAUGAACAAAGAAUAAAUUUUGAUUUGAAGAUGAA